Messenger RNA from Phytophthora infestans T30-4, 654 nucleotides. RefSeq lists its product as uncharacterized. Bases 1 to 654 code for a protein of 217 amino acids. NCBI's taxonomy places the organism in Eukaryota, Oomycota, Peronosporomycetes, Peronosporales, Peronosporaceae. The record is from RefSeq and is a predicted model, not a curated record. Gene Ontology annotation, molecular function: oxidoreductase activity. The transcript has 3 exons.
AUGGCCUCCACCAAGAAGACAGCUCUCGCUGGCUGGAACGUCAUUGGCACGGCUCGCGCCAAUAGCAACACGGAAAAGAUCAUUGCAAUGGAUACGAGCGACGAGGUCUCCAUCCUCGAGGCAGCUCGUCAGCUGGAGGGGCAGCCCAUCGAUCUGCUCAUCAACAAUUCCGGUAUUGGUAUCCCAAGCGAGUUCGAUACUGGCACCAAGGACGCCCUUAUGCGCCAAUUCGAGGUGAAUGCCGUCGGGCCAUUCCUCGUGACCAGAUCUUUGCUACCCAACCUGGAGCUGGCAGCAAAGGACAAUGGUAGUGCCUUCGUUGUGCAGCUCUCGUCAUUCCUCGGCAGCAUCGGCAGCUACACAAAUGACACUGUCGAUUUCUCCAAGCAGGCUGGCUACGGCUACUCGUCCUCCAAGACUGCGCUCAACAUGAUCACGCGAGGGCUUGCGUUCGACCUGCGCUCAAGUGGCGUCGUCGUCGUGUCGGUGCAUCCAGGAUACGUGGACACGGACAUGACCCAGGGCAAGGCGACGCUGAAGCCAGCGGAUAGUGUGGCGGCCAUGACCGGCCUCAUCGCCAAGCUUGGCUCUCAAAGUACGGGCAAGUUCUUCAACGUGGACCCGCAGAUCCCCGUGGUGGAGCUGCCGUGGUAA